Messenger RNA from Camellia sinensis, 1686 nucleotides. Its product is annotated as 1-acyl-sn-glycerol-3-phosphate acyltransferase PLS1. Gene Ontology annotation, molecular function: 1-acylglycerol-3-phosphate O-acyltransferase activity. Gene Ontology annotation, cellular component: endomembrane system. Lineage: Eukaryota; Viridiplantae; Streptophyta; Magnoliopsida; Ericales; Theaceae. The record is from RefSeq and is a predicted model, not a curated record.
CUCUCUCUCUGUCGCGUAACUAGAAGGAAGGGGAAGCUUAACAUAUGAUAUUCGGUUUCCUUAGAAGCGAACAAUGAGCGAAGGCGUCACAUAUGAUAUUCGGUUUCCUUCAAAAACGUCGGUCAUGCUACGGUCAAAACCAAAUCUCUGUUUUUCUCUCUCUCUAUCUCUCUCUCUGUAGAGAACGUGUUAAGAUAGGAUAGGAGUGCGAUGGCGAUCGCAGCAGUGAUUGUUCUGCCUCUGGGUCUCAUCUUCCUUCUCUCCGGCAUCCUCCUCAACUUCAUUCAGGCAAUUUUCUUCAUCCUAGUCCGUCCGUUUUCUAUGAGUAUGUAUAGAAGGAUCAACAAAGUAGUCGCAGAAUUGUUGUGGUUGGAGAUCAUUUGGCUUUUCGAUUGGUGGGCUGACAUUAAGGUUGAUCUUUUCAUAGAUUCGGAAACUUUUCAAUUAAUGGGUAGAGAACACGCACUUGUCAUUGCCAAUCACAGAUGCGACAUUGACUGGCUUGUCGGAUGGGUCUUAGCUCAGCGUGCAGGUUGUCUUGGUAGUGCACUGGCUAUAAUGAAGAAGUCAUCAAAAUAUCUCCCGGUUUUAGGCUGGUCAAUGUGGUUUUCUGAUUAUGUCUUCUUGGAGAGAAGCUGGUCCAAGGAUGAGGAAACAUUGAAGUCAGGUUUUCAAAAUCUAAAGGACUUCCCUCGGCCAUUUUGGUUGGCUCUUUUUGUGGAAGGAACUCGUUUUACACAGGAAAAGCUUUUAGCAGCUCAGGAAUAUGCUGCUUCAGCUGGGUUGCCCGUUCCUAGGAAUGUUUUGGUUCCUCGUACCAAGGGUUUUGUUUCGGCAGUAAAUAAUAUGCGGUCUUUCGUUCCAGCAAUUUAUGAUGUUACAGUGGCUAUUCCUAAAAAUGAGCCUCGGCCAACAAUGUUGAGAAUGUUCAGGGGGCAAUCUUCUGUGUUACACGUGCACGUCAGGCGACAUCUGAUGAACGAAUUGCCAGAAACAAACAGUGGCGUUGCACAGUGGUGUAGAGAUAUGUUUGUGAGCAAGGAUGCUUUAUUGGAGCAUCAUCUUGUCGAGGGCACUUUUGUUGACAAAGAUCGUCAAGACAUUGGUCGACCAAAAAAGUCUUUGUUUGUUAUGAUUGGUUGGUCCUGUCUCCUUAUAUAUGGAAGUAUCAAAUUUUUUGAAUGGUUUUCAGGCCUGCCUUCAUGGGAAGAACUCGCAAUUUGUGUAAGUUUUCUGGCCAUUGUUAUGAUCCUUAUGCAGAUCCUCAUUGUAUUUUCCCAAUCCGAACAUUCUAUCCUGCCCAAGGUAUCCCCCCCACGAGAACCAAUGAAAGAGAAUCUACUUCAAUAAUAAGGACAUCCCCUGUGCACGAGAAUCCUGUCACUGCGGAUCUUUGUCAGAUAUGAUUAAAACAACAUUAAUCAUUUCCGGCCCAUAAGUGCUUAGGAAUUCGUUCCAAUAUCACCCAUCAGUUCAAUUAGUUCCCCAAUAUUUUUAUUUUUAUUUACUUUUUAAUUUUUUGGUGACUGGAAAGCUGUAAAAUGUGUAACAUAUUCGUGUGAAAGCUUGUUAGCUUCUUGUCAGCAGUUGUAAGUCAUGGUAAUUGCCAUUUUAGCUUUGUAACAAAACACAGUUUCGACCUGAUCCAGUAGGGGGGUAAUAUAUUGUGUUUAAUAUGGCUUUUUU